AUGGCCUCAAGACUUGUUCUCGUCCUCGGCGACCUCUUCAUACCAGACAGAGCUCCUGAUAUACCAGCCAAGUUCAAAAAACUCCUCGGCCCCGGGAAAAUCGGCCAAAUCCUCUGCCUCGGAAACAUCACCUCAAAAGAAACCUUCGAAUUCCUCCGCGGCAUCGCACCCGACCUGCAAAUCGUCAAGGGCGACUUCGACGUCGAUGCGCCGAACCUGCCCCUCUCCAAAGUCGUCACACAUGGCUCCCUACGUAUAGGCUUCACACACGGUCAGACUAUCAUUCCGCCUGGUGAUGGCGAUAGUUUGCUCAUUGCCGCGAGGCAGAUGGAUGUGGAUGUUCUGUUAUGGGGAGGUACGCACCGGUUCGAGGCGUACGAGAUGGAAGGGAAGUUUUUCGUGAAUCCGGGGAGCGCGACGGGAGCAAUGACGACGGGGUGGUGGCCGGAAGAGGAGGACCCGACGCCGAGCUUUGUGCUUAUGGAUGUACAAGGAGAUGUGCUCGUGCUGUACGUGUACCAGCUGAGGAAAGACGCUAACGGUGUGGAGAACGUUGCCGUGGAGAAAGUAUCCUUCCGGAAAAAUGGCGGCGGCGAAUAGCUAGCGAUGGGCAGCGCUGAUGCGUAAUGAAGAUACCAAGAUAAGCACGAAGAACGCGGCGGAAUCACGAGAGCAAGUCUGAGCACGAUCAUGCAUGUUCAAAUUCUUCCUGGUUGUGAACGAUGCAGUACAAGACACUCGCAUGGAGCCGGUUGCUAGCAUCAUCUUGCUAGACAGCUUGUGUCUCCUUCCUCCCCCUAGUAAUCCGCGAUGCCUCGCGCAGGUCGUGUUGGUCACACGUUCGGACCUGGCUUUGUCUUGCCCUGUCUUUGCUCUCCCGCGAAAACGACGCUGAUGUCGUGAUACUUUCCACAUACACAAAGC
Molecule: messenger RNA, 924 nt
Organism: Westerdykella ornata
Lineage: Eukaryota; Fungi; Ascomycota; Dothideomycetes; Pleosporales; Sporormiaceae
Product: retrograde transporter
Exons: 4
Coding region: 1-600 (199 amino acids)
Biological process (GO): intracellular protein transport; retrograde transport, endosome to Golgi
Cellular component (GO): retromer complex; endosome
Source: RefSeq, a predicted model, not a curated record